CCAGUCACCCGUGCAACUCCAAGUGAUUCUAUGUUUAUUUUCAUCAGUUCGUCUUGUAGGUGACUUCCAGAGCUCGAAAAUGUUUAAUGUCGCCUUAACAAGAACAGAUGCAGAAAGACCACUAAGUAAAUAUUAUGUUGAAGCCGAUAACUUCCCGUAUUUCUGUGAAUACGAGCUGCACGUCUAUGCGGAAAGAGGAAACUACAAAUUCGUUGAAGAGAUGCUGGAUGAAUUUCCCGAAUACGUGAACUGUGUUAACUCCAUGGGAAUCACUCCUCUUGCAACUGUGACAAAAAUAAUAUGGGAAUUAAACACGGCCGAGGAAAAGAAAAUCAUGGAAAUUCUUCUUUCCCGUGGUGCCGAUCCUAUGAUGAACCAUGUUGACGGACAGUCGAUCGCAUUGUACGCCUUCAAGCACGGUGAUGUUGACGUGAUGAUGUUAUUCGCAAGAUAUCUAGAAAACAUCGACACCCUGUUCGAAGGAUAUACACCACUGCAUUACGGAGUAAGCAAGUGUGAAGGAGAACUGGUGAAAUAUUGUCUCCAGAGGAACGCAGACGUACACCAGCGGUAUUCAGACAACAAGACCCUUCUUCACGUGGCUGUAAUAACACAUAAUUACUCUAUGGUCUCCCUGCUACUGGAAUAUGGUGCCGACAUCAACGCCACAAUGUCAGAUGGCAAUACAGCUCUUCAUCUAGCUGCCGUUAUCAACAACUCGGAAAAUGCUGUCAAGGAUCUGAUAAAGUACAACGCGAAUAUGAACCUCCAAAACGACCAAGGUGACACUCCUUUGAAUAGACUAGCCCAGCAGCAUUACUUCAACUACGAAGUGUUUGAAACGUUGGUGAAGAGCGGAUGUGACGUCAACAUACCUGACUACUAUGGUUUCACCCCCCUUCACAAGAUUUCCUACAAUUUCAAGUUCGGAAAAUACGACAAGAGGUUUAGGACAUCAUGUAAGAAUUUUGUUAGGCUUUUGUUGAGAAGAGGCGCAAAUGUCUUCGCCUUGACUCAUUAUAACGAUACUGUCUUAGACACAGCCUUGAGGAGCAAUAGAUUAGAAUUAGCUGAGAUUCUCAUCAAACAUAUAACCCCAAAGUUGAUGGGUAGGUAUCAGGAGAACGAUCUCAUGUUGUAUUCUUUCGAGAGACACCCCAAGUUCAGAAGCCUAGCACAGAAAUGCGUGGCUGAAUUGUCAAAAUUAGAUGAAAAUAUUUUAGGUACUAAUUUCACUUACAGGGAUAUAGUCGUAAAUUAUAGAAAAAUUGUCAAGAGCGCCACAAACAAAUAUGUCGGGGAUCAAAUCAGGCUUAUGAUAAAUAAAAGAAGUCGUCUAUACGAGGACGAAUUGAUGGAGGAAUGCGUAAAGGUUCUCAACGUGGCAGAAAUGUUGAAUUUGCUAACAGAAAUAUUCGAAUAUAUUCUGCCCGGUCCUUGUAUAGACAAAAUUCUGGAAUAUAUCACAUGUUAUGAUUGCGCGUAUAGCUUUAGAACAAUACCGAAACCCAAAAAAUCUAGACCUAGACGACAUUAUUCUAGAACUUAUUUCUAUUCGAUAUAUAACCCCAAGGUUGAUGGAUAUCUAGAAAACGUCGACACCCUGUUCGAAGGAUACACACCACUGCAUUACGGAGUAACCCAGUCCGAAGAAGAACUGGUGAAAUAUUGUCUCAAGAGGAACGCAGACGUACACCAGCGGUAUUCAGACAACAAGACCCUUCUUCACGUGGCUGUAAUAACACAUAAUUACUCUAUGGCCUCCCUGCUAUUGGACUAUGGUACCGACAUUAACGCCACAAUGUCAGAUGGCAAUACAGCUCUUCAUCUAGCUGCCGUUAUCAACAACUCGGAAACUGCUGUCAAGGAUCUGAUAAAGUACAACGCGAAUGUCAACCUCCAAAUCGACCAAGGUGACACUCUUUUUAAUCGACUAGCCCAGCAGCAUUACUUCAAAUACGAAGUGUUUGAACUCUUGUUCGAAGAAUACGACAAGAGGUUUAGGAAAUCAUGUAAGAAUUUCGUUAGGCUUUUGUUGAGAAGAGGCGCAACUGUCUUUGCCUUGACCCAUUAUAACGAUACUGUCUUAGACACAGCCUUGAGGAGCAAAAGGUUAGAAUUAGCUGAGAUUCUCAUCAAACAUAAAACCCCAAAGUUGAUGGGUAGGUAUCAGGAGAACGAUAUCAUGUUGUAUUCUUUUGAGGGACACCCCAAGUUCAGAAGCCUAGCACAAAAAUGCGUGACUGAGUUGUCAAAAUCAGAUGAAAAUAUUCUAGGUACUAAUUUUACUUACAGGGAUCUAGUCGUCACAUCUACAGAUUGUGCUACACCUUCAUACAACUACCAAAUCCCAAAAAAUUUAGAGCUAGCUGUCAAGGAUCUCAUCAAGUACAACGCCAACAUGAACAUCCAGAACGACCAAGGCGACACUCAUUUGAACCAAUUUGCCCAUCAGCAAUAUUUCAACUACGAAUUGUUUGAACCCUUGGUGAAGAACGAAUACGACCGCCUCGAACAAAUAUGUCGCGGAUCAAAUCAGGCAUAUGAUGAGUUAUUCGCUAGAUAUCUAGAAAACAUUGACACCCUGUACAAAGAAUAUACACCACUGCAUUACGGAGUAACCCAGUGCGAAGGAGAGCUGAUGAAAUAUUGUCUCCAGAGGAACGCAGACGUACACCAGCGAUAUUCAGACAACAAGACCCUUCUUCACGUGGCUGUAAUAACACAUAAUUACUCUAUGGCCUCCCUGCUACUGGACUAUGGUGCCGACAUCAACGCCACAAUGUCAGAUGGCAAUACAGCUCUUCAUCUAGCUGCCGUUAUCAACAACUCGGAAACUGCUGUCAAGGAUCUGAUAAAGUACAACGCGAAUAUGAACCUCCAAAACAACCAAGGUGACACUCUUUUGAAUAGACUAGCCCAGCAGCAUUACUUCAACUACGAAGUGUUUGAAAUGUUGGUGAAGAGCGGAUGUGACGUCAACAUACCUGACUACUAUGGUUUCACCCCCCUCCACAAGAUUUUCUAUCAUUUCAAGUUCGGGAAUAAGACAAGAGGUUUAGGAUAUGAUGUAAGAAUUUCGUUAAGAUUUUGUUGAGAAAAGGGGCACAAAUGUCUUUGCCUUGACCCAUUAUAACGACACUGUCUUAGACACAGUCUUGAGGAGGCAAAUGUUAUAAUCAGCUGAUAUUAUCAUCAAACAUAUAACCCCAAAGUUGAUGGGUAGGUAUCAGGAGAACGAUAUCAUCUUGAAUUUUUUCGAGGGAAACCCCAAGUUCAGAAGCCUAGCUCAGAAAUGCGUGGAUGAGUUGUCGAAAUAAGAUGAAAAUAUUCUAGGUACUUAUUGCACUUACAGGGAUCUAGUGGUAAAUUAUAGAAAAAUUGUUGAGAGCGCCUCAAACAAAUAUGUCGCGGAUCAAAUCAGGCAUAUGAUGAGUUAUUCGCUAGAUAUCUAGAAAACAUUGACACCCUGUUCAAAGGAUAUACACCACUGAAUUACGUAGUAACCCAGUGCGAUGAAGAACUUGUGAA
Harmonia axyridis is the source of this 3531-nucleotide messenger RNA. RefSeq names its product putative ankyrin repeat protein RF_0381. Gene Ontology annotation, molecular function: protein binding. Gene Ontology annotation, biological process: protein localization to ciliary inversin compartment. The transcript has 7 exons. Bases 80 to 3097 code for a protein of 1005 amino acids. NCBI's taxonomy places the organism in Eukaryota, Metazoa, Arthropoda, Insecta, Coleoptera, Coccinellidae. The record is from RefSeq and is a predicted model, not a curated record. Gene Ontology annotation, cellular component: ciliary inversin compartment.